Scaptodrosophila lebanonensis is the source of this 1422-nucleotide messenger RNA. Its product is annotated as serine protease inhibitor 42Dd. The record is from RefSeq and is a predicted model, not a curated record. The transcript has 4 exons. The coding region runs from base 135 to 1322 and encodes 395 amino acids. Gene Ontology annotation, molecular function: serine-type endopeptidase inhibitor activity. Lineage: Eukaryota; Metazoa; Arthropoda; Insecta; Diptera; Drosophilidae.
CGCUUUUCAGUUCUCAUUCAGACGUUGAAGUCGACAACUAAAAGUGCCAAUUGCUUGAGCAAAAACGCCCGGCGGUAUCAUCAUCAAAAUUGUAUACUAUACACUAAUACUUGUAUAUACAAUAUAUCGACAAGAUGAAGUGGCCUUGCCUAUUACUUUUAUUGUCGCUCCUGGGAAUCUGCGGUGCCAAGACAAUUUCCGGCACCGACACUGCCAUUGAGCGAAAUCUGCUAAGUGCUGAGCUCUAUAAUGCUGUGGGCGGUGAGAAUGUUAACGAGAAUGUGGUGAUCUCGCCAGCUGCCAUCCAAUCCUCGAUGGCAUUGGCCUUUUAUGGCGCCAAGGGUCGCACAGCCAGUGAGCUGCAACAGGGCAUGCGGCUCGGUUCGGCCGAUGCUGAGGAGGUGGCGCGCCGUUUUGGCGAUUUUCAACAGUCGCUGACGCGAGACAACAGUCUGCGAUUGGCCAACAAUAUCUACAUCAAUGAGAAUCUGGAGUUCAAGGGUGCUUUCCGCGAUCUUGCCCAGCGUCAGUUUGACUCGAACAUCGAUAAGCUGGACUUCCAUCCACCGUACAAUAAGCGCACGGCUGAGAAUAUUAAUCGCAUUGUGGAGACCAAAACCAAUAACAAGAUCACCAACAUACUGAAGCCAGAGCUGCUCAAUGAUCGCACCGAAGCCGUCAUCGUGAAUGGCAUAGCAUUUGGGGCGCCCUGGCAGAAGGCUUUCAAGCUGGACAAGACCGCGAAACGAUCCUUCCGCACGGGCAAUGGCCAAUCCGUGCAAGUGGACACCAUGUGGACGCUGCAGAACUUCAACUACGCCGAGGUGCGCAGCCUAGACGCCAAGGUUGUGGAGCUGCCAUACCAGAAUGCCGAGUACUCCAUGCUGCUGGUGCUGCCCAAUCGCAAGGAUGGACUUCGUGCCCUGCAGCAGAGCCUGGUGGGAAAGAAUCUUUUGAGCGAGAUCGAUCGCGACAUGAGCGUGCAGAAGGUGGAGGUGCAGUUGCCCAAGUUCAGCGUGACCUUCGGCGUGAGCUUGGAACAGCCGUUCAAGCAGUUGGGCAUAUCUACCAUGUUCUCUCGCGAUGGCGACUUUGGAAACAUGUACCGCAUGUUCGUCAGCCAUUUCAUUAAUAGUGUGGAGCAUAAGGCCCAUGUGGAGGUUUCGGAGGCGGGCGUGGAACAGCCACUCGAGUCGGGCGUACUGAAGAGCCUUUUCUCGCGCUCAAAGAAAUUCGAGGCCGACCACCCGUUUGUGUUCGCCAUCAAAUUCCGGGACUCGAUUGUCUUUAUGGGUCACAUCGCGAACUAUGCUUAUGUCUGAGAGCUCAAAUGACAACUUUCAAGUGUUAAUUAAAUAUUUGUUGUUUGUUGAUUCUGUAAAUUAAUGCAAAAAUACAACAUAUAUUCCACCUUGGCGUGAA